This is a messenger RNA of Striga hermonthica, 792 nucleotides long. NCBI's taxonomy places the organism in Eukaryota, Viridiplantae, Streptophyta, Magnoliopsida, Lamiales, Orobanchaceae. The record is from the annotation of a GenBank genome assembly.
AUGGCGAGAGGACUGAAGAAACACUUGAAGAGGCUCAAUGCUCCUAGCCACUGGAUGUUGGACAAGCUUGGUGGUGCUUUUGCCCCCAAGCCGUCAUCUGGACCCCACAAGGCAAGGGAGUGCUUGCCUUUGAUUCUCAUUCUGCGAAACAGGCUGAAAUAUGCUCUUACUUACCGUGAAGUCAUUGCUAUUCUGAUGCAACGCCAUAUCCUUGUUGAUGGGAAGGUCAGGACUGAUAAGACAUACCCUGCUGGCUUUAUGGAUGUGGUUUCAAUUCCAAAAACCAAUGAGAAUUUCCGUCUACUGUAUGAUACCAAAGGCCGGUUCCGUCUCCAUGUAAUUAGGGAUGAGGAGGCUAAGUUCAAGCUCUGCAAGGUCCGUACAGUCCAGUUCGGACAAAAAGGCAUUCCCUACCUCAACACCUAUGAUGGGAGGACCAUCCGCUACCCGGACCCACUCAUCAAGGCUAACGACACCAUAAAGCUCGACUUGGAGAGCAACAAGAUUGUCGAUUUCAUCAAAUUUGACGUUGGGAAUGUUGUCAUGGUCACUGGUGGCCGGAACAGGGGACGAGUUGGGGUAAUCAAGAACCGUGAGAAGCAUAAGGGUAGCUUUGAGACUGUCCAUAUUCAGGAUGCAACUGGGCAUGAGUUUGCUACUCGUCUGGGCAAUGUGUUCACUAUUGGAAAGGGUACAAAGCCGUGGGUUUCCCUUCCCAAGGGCAAGGGUAUUAAGCUAUCCAUCAUAGAGGAGGCUAGGAAGAGGCUUGCGGCUCAGGGUGCAACAGCUUAG